Molecule: messenger RNA, 2662 nt
Organism: Anolis sagrei ordinatus
Lineage: Eukaryota; Metazoa; Chordata; Lepidosauria; Squamata; Anolidae
Gene: NXF1
Product: nuclear RNA export factor 1
Biological process (GO): poly(A)+ mRNA export from nucleus
Cellular component (GO): cytoplasm; nucleus
Molecular function (GO): RNA binding; protein binding
Source: RefSeq, a predicted model, not a curated record
CGCAAACGCCCUUCCGGGCAUGCGCAGUGCCGUCAGCGAGUGAGGGCCUUUCUUUCGACGUCUCUGGCUCGAUUCGACCGGCUGUUUCUGAGGCGAAGGCGCGUCCCGUCGGUCUUGUGACGUCUUCCGCUGCCGCUCUCCACUUCUCCGCGCAGGAGGCUCGUGGAAGGCCCGUUCCGGUCGAUGGCGGACGGAGGGAAAGGGGGCUACAGCGAACAUGACGAUCGUGUGGGUGGAGGAGGCGGCGGCAGAAACUUUCCUGGGCGGAGGAGAAAAGGCCGGGGGCCCUUCCGAGGAAAAAUGUACAGCGAAGUUAACCAUCACCAGCGAAAUUGGAACAAUGCAGCUUCCAGCCCUCGGAGUCGGCUGGAGGAGGAAGAUGGGGAUGUUCUCAUGAGCGAUGCACAUGAUAUGCUGCGAUCCCGCUACAAUCCUUAUGGCCAGCGUCCAAUGCGAGAUCGGGAGCGGGGAAAUCUAAGCAACAUUAAUCUCACUGUGAGACGGAAUCUGAAUGUUGCAGACCGGAGUGUUCCUAGGGGUCCUGCUGGCAAGAAGGCCUGGUUUAAGGUCACGAUUCCCUAUGGAAGAAAAUAUGAGAAGACUUGGCUGAUUAGUGCAAUUCAGAACUUAUGCAGCGUCCCUUUCAAUCCUGUAGAGCUUCACUAUGCCAACAAUCGAGUAAUAUUUCACGUGGAGGACGUUGCUGUGGCCAAUGCCCUCAGGCAGGUGUCCCGGAAGAUUGUGGCACCCGAUGGCUAUAAGGUGGUGAUACUCGCAAACCCAUGCCUUCCACCCAUAACUAUCAUACGUGAACUGAAACCAGAGGAGAUUGAGCAACUGAAGGUUUGCAUGAGUAAAAGAUACAAUGGUUCCCAGCAGGCUUUGGACCUGAAAAAUAUUCAUGCAGAUUCAGAUCUAGUAGCACAAAAUAUUGACAUGGUAUUGAAUCGCAGGAGCUGUAUGCAAGCUGUGCUGCAGAUCAUCCAAGAUAACAUCCCUGAGCUCCUUUCUCUGAACUUGAGUGAGAACAAGCUCUAUCGGCUGGAUGACAUGGCUGAUUUGCCCCAGAAGGCUCCCAACCUGAAGAUCCUCAAUUUAUCCCACAACCAAUUGAAGACAGAUCGUGAGCUGGACAGAUUGAAGGCCUUGAAGCUUGAAGAGCUAUGGCUAGAUAGCAACCCGCUGUGCGAUAAUUUCAGAGACCAAUCCACCUACAUCAGUGCCAUCCGAGAGCGGUUUCCGAAGCUCCUGAGAUUGGACGGCCAUGAACUCCCCCCUCCUAUCACGUUUGAUGUUGAAACACCGACCACGCUCCCUCCAACCAAGGGCAGUUAUUUUUGCUCCGAAGGCUUGAAAGUGCUGAUUGGGCAGUUUCUGCAACAGUAUUACGCCAUCUAUGACUCUGGGGACCGGCAAGGGUUAUUGGAUGCCUAUCACGAUGGAGCAUGCUGCUCCUUAAGUAUCCCCUACGCAGUUCAAAACCCUGCCAGGAGCAGUUUAGUCGAAUACUUCAAGAGCAGCAGAAAUGUGAAGAAACUGAAAGAUCCCACCAUGCGCUUCAGGCUUCUCAAGCACACCAAGUUGAAUGUGGUGGCGUUCCUCAGUGAGCUUCCCAAGACGCAGCACGAUAUCAAUUCCUUUGUGGUGGAUGUCUGUGCCCAGACGAGCACACUGCUGUGUUUCACAUUGCAUGGAGUUUUCAAGGAAGUGGAUGGCCGAUGUCGGGAUUCAGUGCGAUCCUUCACCCGUGUUUUUAUCGCUGUUCCUGUUGGCCAUAAUGGACUGUGCAUUGUGAACGAUCAGCUGUUUAUUCGCAAGGCCAGCAACAUGGAAAUCCGCAAGGCCUUUGUCAUGCCGGCACCCACUCCGUCCUCCAGCCCUGUGCCCACCCUCACGGCGGAGCAGCAGGAGAUGUUGCAGAACUUCUCACUGCAGUCGGGGAUGAACCUCGAGUGGUCUCAGAAGUGCCUUUUGGACAACGAUUGGGAUUAUACGAAAGCAGCCCAUGCCUACACCCAGCUCAAGGCUGAGCAGAAGAUUCCAGAAGUGGCGUUCAUCCACUGAGCGUCACCACUGUUUCCCAGACCAGGGUUUUAUCUCGAAGCUGCUUUGUUUUGUAAAUAAAAUGUUUCACUGUGUAAAUUAAAGAGACUCACCAUGUUGGGUGAGAAAGCCCUUUCUCCAUUGGGAUAAAGGCUGUGAAAUGUUUGGCGAAGAGGCAAGAAACGGCCGAAGAAUUCAUAUGUGAUCUUCUUUUUUUUUUAGAGAGGAAAGAACUGUAAGAGGGUUUCCGGACUUGUGUUCUCCCUUUCCCUUUAAGUUGGAAACAUUUGUUUUGCAUAAUCAAAAUCUGUUCCGUUUUUGAGCGUUGCGUCUUGUAUAUCUAAGUUAAGAAAGGGCCAGCAGUUCCUGACACAGCAGAGUUUGACUGUAAUGCAAGGCAAGCCAGGCUUAUGGCACAUUCAACUUUGGGUUCCCUAGUUUUAGGUUGCCACCAAAAGUUUUCAUAAUGGGGUUCUAGGUCUCCGGAGCUGUUACGCACCAUUGUUUCGUCCUCUUCCCAGAGGUCUGCUUUAAGUAAGAGCAGGCCUGAAUAGCGUUUCUAUUCCUUUAGUUCUUGAAAAACACUGUGCUUAUUAAAGUUAAUAUUAUUGUUAAAACA